AUGCGCGCCGGACCCAAGCUCGCUCUGGCCACGAUCACCCUCCUCUCCGCCUGGGGCAUCGCCACCGUCCACUGGUACCAGCAGGAGGAACGCGAGGCCUUGCACAAGGGCGUGAUCCGGGAUGAGGAGCUGUACAAGCUGAAGGUGGAGCAGUUUCGGAAGGCUGCCCAGCAUCAGGGGGGCAGCAACUGA
This is a messenger RNA of Auxenochlorella protothecoides, 192 nucleotides long. RefSeq lists its product as hypothetical. Gene Ontology annotation, cellular component: mitochondrion. Gene Ontology annotation, biological process: mitochondrial respiratory chain complex IV assembly. The transcript is spliced from 2 exons. The record is from RefSeq and is a predicted model, not a curated record. Lineage: Eukaryota; Viridiplantae; Chlorophyta; Trebouxiophyceae; Chlorellales; Chlorellaceae. Bases 1 to 192 code for a protein of 63 amino acids.